Molecule: messenger RNA, 3296 nt
Organism: Paramuricea clavata
Lineage: Eukaryota; Metazoa; Cnidaria; Anthozoa; Malacalcyonacea; Plexauridae
Source: the annotation of a GenBank genome assembly
AUGGCGGUAGACAUGCAAUUUCAGGAUUUAGUCCAUAUUGACGUUGUAGAAUACUUACAAUCUUUAAAGGGCACUUGUCAGGAAGCAGAUAGACUUUGGUAUAACCUUGAUAUGGACGCAAUUGAGCACAUUCACAGAAAACUGCAUGACCAUCUAAGUGUACUCGAGCGCAUUCUUUCUUGUUGUGAAAAUUCCGGGGAGAUGGGAGAGCUAACAAGGUUUAUACACGAGCUUUUUUUAUCCGUAAAUAAUGUCUUCAGGCACUACAAUACCCUGCUUGAGAGACGUGACUUUGUCGCUGGUGAAGAAUAUCCAACUCCAGAUGUGACAAGGGAAGGAGGUAGAGGACGGCCGAGGUGCGCAUUUUAUUUUGUUUUAAUAUGAAAUUAUUCAAACGACCGAUUCGAACCAAGAUCCAUUUCUUAUAAGCCUACUACACUACACCUUUUAUAUAUGUCACCUGUAUCUUCCUAAUUGGUAGUAAAUCCAUUUCAGGAUCACAGGAUGCAGUACUCAACGUACCGCUAUUUACCUUAAUCAAAUCAUCAUAGCCAUAGGCGUUGUAGUCCAUCAUAACCCUUUUAACAGAUCAAGUUUGCUCUGUUUUGGUAACAUCCUUUUCAGAUAGAUUUGAGAAAAGAAGUCUACUUGACUGUACUCCUGUUCGUUAUGUACUUAGGAAAUGGCAAAAAAACUGCAUUAGGGACUGGUCAUUAUUUAUCAGGGGGGUGAGGUGUAAUUCAAAAUUUUAAGGAAUGAUAUUUUGUGACCCUACUUUGCCAUAACCUGGAAAAAUAAUGCCGCCCCCCCCCCCCUCUCUGUUGCUUGUGUCAGCAAAAAUGUACCUACCUACUACUACUAAACCCUGCAUUCAAUAAAUUUUCUAAUUGCAUUUUAAAUUUUCUAAUUUUCUAGUUGUGCUUUAAAUCAAAUACUAGAAUUUAUAUUAUACCAAUACAUAGUCAUAUAUAAAACUUUACUUUUUUCAAACUUUUCAUUCUAAGUUUAAAGGAUCAAUUUUUUUCAAUGCAACUCAAACAAAAUGUGAGAAGGCAUGUAUAAAACAGUUAAUUGAACUAAAACAGCAGACCCCCUCCCUGCCUUCAUAAACUGUCUAAUAUUUUAUGAACCCCCUUUUUCCUGGCUGAAAAAUAUGUGACCCUCCCCCCCUGUUUCCACCUCCCCACCCCUCCUGCUAAAUUAUGACCUUAGCAGGAGGACCAGUCCCUUAAUUUGGAAAAAUGUCUAAAGACUUAUCUUUUCAACUACAGGUAUGACAUAUCCAGAAAUCAACUAGUCCAAUUACAUGCGACAGGCAUGACAUGGACAGAUAUUGCCUCCACAGUUGGUGUCAAUCGAACAACAAUCUAUAGAAGAAGAUUAUCGCUUGGUAUGAACACAAAUCAAGCCUGUGCAUUUUCAGAUAUACCUGAUGAGGACCUUGAUGCUAUGCUCACCCAAAUAAUACACCACAGUCCUAAUGCAGGGGAAACGUAUGUUCAAGGGAGCAUAAGAUCAAGAGGAUUACGAGUACAAAGGUGGCGAGUUCGCGAAAGGUUGCAGGUCUGUAGUUUUGUCGUCCAGGUUAUGUAGGUGUCAACUCCAACUGUGAUCAUAGGCACGACUUAAUUAAUGAUUUAGAUAUUUUAUAAUAAGGGUUAGAUAAAGUCACUACCAGAAGUUACCUUGGUAAUUCUUCUUAGCACAACUGCUGACAUAUUUUCGACUGGAUGGUAAUGGUUUUGUAUCCAAUUCCCAUGUAUGCAGAAGGGGGAGGUUGCACAUGGAAUUGACUUAGAAAUACACUGUUAUUGUAUUCAAGUUAUUGAAGGCGAAUGUCCGUUCUUGUUUUUCUUUUACUGUUUUAGCAUCGGUUAGCCGAAAUAUUGAGGUUUUAAUUUUUUAUAGAUUUUAGAUCCUGUUGGAAGAGCAUUAAGAAGAACUCGUUUAAAAUGAAGGACGUACAAUGUUGUUCAGCCCAAUUUGUUGUGGUAAAGUAGCAAUCCAUAUAUACGACUGAAAUUUCUCCACAAAAUACCGCUAGCAUACAGAGAAGAUGCGCUUCGAAAUUCAAAAUAAGAAGCGUUUAUGUUCAUGCAUAUAAUUAUCUUCAGCCCAGCCAAUCUGUGCGUGGCUAUUAACUAUCCUUGAAGUGAUUGGCUGAAGUUAAUUAAUUAACAUACUAACAGAUACGUUUCACGCCACGUUGUAUAGCUCGUUUUCACGCACUCGUGUUCAAAUAAGAUACAUUAUAUGAACUGAGCGAACAAAAAAUCUACCAAGACACAGCAAAUAUUAACUGCAUGAACAAGUUGAAGAAAGACCACUUAUUGAAAUAAAUUAUCAAACAAUCGUGAACGAAAAAAUGUUUUGUAGAUUUUCUGGGUGGAUACCAGAUUUUAAGUUGCUAGCUAGUAUCCCGUUGGAAGACGCCGUAACUGUAGCAAUUAACAACCGUUGACAUUUUCAUUAAUCUUUUGAGCUUAAUUUGUCUAAUUAUAUUUCACUUUUUUCUAAGGCAUAUCGAUGGGAACCACAAACUAAUUUCGUGGCUAUUCAUACAUCAUGGCUGCAUAGAUGGUUAUAGCAGAGCCGUCAUCUACGUUAAAUGUUCCAAUAACAACAGGGCAGAAACUGCUUUGGGACUUUUUGAGCAAGGGGUGCAUAGGUUCGGCUUACCAUCAAGAGUCAGGGGUGAUCGUGGUGUAGAGAACGUCGACAUAGCACGCUUCAUGAUUUCUAAUCGUGGUGGUAACAGAGGCAGUUUUAUCGCAGGCCGAAGCGUGCACAACCAGAGAAUCGAAUGGUUGUGGGGCGAAGUAAACAGGAUUGUCAAUUCCCAUUUCAAGAAUCUGUUCACUUUUAUGGAACAUUUUGAAAUUCUUGAUGCAACAAAUGAAGUGCAUUUGUGGGCUUUGCAUUACGUUUAUAUGGACAGGAUUAACCAAAGUUUAUCUGAAUUUGUCUCUCAAUGGAACAAUCACAACCUUAGCACAGUUCAUGGGAGAACUCCGCUUCAGCUGUGGCACGCAGGCAUGAUCCAAAACCGAUAUUCAACACACAGUUUUGGUAUAAUGGACGUACCUGAUGAUUUAGAGGAAUACGGAACUGGUGAUUUCAUCGAAGUGGACUUUUCUGAUCUGGACAACAACGUUGUCGUUCCGGAAAAUGAAUUAAUUGUGACAGAUAUUAUGCUUACUCAGCUGCAAAUACUAGUACAACCAAUGACAGACGAUGGAAACAACGGCAUAAAUCAUUUUAUUAAUGUAGUGGACUUUCUGAGCGCAACUAUUUAA